GGGAGGGGGAGGGAGGGAGAGAGGAGGAGAGAGGAGGAGAGGCAGACGGCACCACUCCUCUGCCAGGAAGAGAAGAGCACAACGGGACCGGACCGAGGGAGGGCACACACGUUCACCCCCACACAGUCACUCCCAUAGAGAACCAUCGGCCAGGUCAACGAGUAGAGGUCAGAAGAAGCUGGUGUGGGACGGGGGCGGAUGCGCCCCCUCUGGCUGGGUACCGUCAGGAGCGCUGAGCCCAGGAGGAGGGGGAGGAGGAGCGGGAGGAAGAGGGGAAGAGCCCCGGAGACCCGGUUCCUCCUUAGGCUGAACCUGUCUUUCAAUGACCAUGGGGGAGUGGACCAUUCUGGAGCGGCUGCUCGAGGCUGCUGUCCAGCAACAUUCUACCAUGAUUGGGAGGAUCCUGCUGACCGUAGUAGUGAUCUUCCGUAUUUUGAUAGUAGGUAUAGUGGGUGAAAAAGUUUAUGAGGACGAGCAGAUAAUGUUCAUCUGUAACACUAUGCAGCCGGGCUGCAACCAGGCCUGCUACGACAAGGCCUUCCCCAUAUCCCACAUCCGCUUCUGGGUCUUCCAGAUCAUCUUGGUGUGUACGCCCAGCCUAUGCUUCAUCACCUACUCCGUACACCAGUCCGCCAAGCAGCGUGACCGCAGUUACUCCAUGCUACACCCCUACAUAGACCACGGUCAUGCAAGUCACCACAGUCGCGGAGGCGACCACCACGCACGCAAGCUGCGCAACAUCAACGGUAUCCUGGUGCAGAACCCCGACAGCGGCAAGGAGGAGCAGGACCUGGAGGUCAAGGAGAUCCCAAAUGUACCCCGGGGGCUCACGCAGGCCAAGAGCGCCAAGGUGCGGCGGCAGGAGGGCAUCUCCCGCUUCUACGUCAUCCAGGUGGUGUUCCGUAACGUGUUGGAGAUCGGCUUCCUGGCAGGCCAGUACUUCCUGUAUGGCUUCAACGUGCCAGGGAUGUUUGAGUGUGACCGUUACCCCUGCGUGAAGGAGGUGGAGUGUUACGUGUCACGCCCCACAGAGAAGACGGUGUUCCUGAUCUUCAUGUUUGCGGUGAGCGGCAUUUGUGUGCUGCUCAACCUGGCCGAGCUCAACCACCUGGGCUGGAGGAAGAUCAAGACGGCCGUCAGGGGUGUUCAGGCCCGCAGGAAGUCCAUCUGUGAGGUGCGUAAGAAGGACGUGUCGCAUGUGUCCCAGGCCCCCAACCUGGGCAGGACCCAGUCCAGUGAGUCAGCCUAUGUCUGACAGAGGCUCCUCCACAUGGGGGACCUGGACCUCUGGACCGAGCACAGAUUUCUCUGGGGAGGAUGAACACUCAAUCCAGCUCCCCCCACCCUGAGGGGCACUAACUUUACACUGCAACAUUAUUCAGGGGUGCAGAGGGACUUCACAUGGUCAUACUGGAGGAUUAUUGGAGAGAAGAGCUUUUUGGACUCUACAGGAGAGAGAAAGUACCUAAAUGGCAGUUGAUUAGAGUUAAGUUAGAUUUAAACUGUUGGGAGUGUUGUGCCUUCCAAGAGAACACACUGGAUAAAGAGGAGAUGGAACUAAUUACUGUAAGAAUAUGAAUUAAGGAUAGUUCAAAUUAAGAAAUAAGUCUCACAUAAAUAUAUUAUCUUUGCCUUUGUGAGAGGUCAAACAUUGUCCCUUCAUUUAUUUAAGUAUGUGUGCAUAUGCAAGAACGUAUGUGUGAGCAUGCAUGCGCAUGUGUGUGUGUGUGUGUGUGUGUGUGUGUGUGUGUGUGUGUGUGUGUGUGUGUGUGUGUGUGUGUGUGUGUGUGUGUGUGUGUGUGUGUGUGUGUGUGUGUGUGUGUGUGUGUGUGUGUGUGUGUGUGUGAGUGUGCGCAAGAGAUAAGGCAGUGUGUAUGUCCUUUGUUCUGCAGAGUCAGAGCAGAGACGAUGGGUGAAGUUGAGUUGCUGAGGGAAUGAAAACAUUCCUUCUUUCCGUUAUUUUCCUUCCCUGCGGCAGAUCCACUAUAAGGAGGAGCCAAGCAGAGGAGAAGCACCUUUUAUCAUCCCCUUAGAAACCCAGAAAAGAAGGCUUUAAAAUGUUUUCAAAAAUCAACACCAAAACUACACCUCAGCACAAACUGGAACCCCCGCCCCCGCCCCCCCCCGCCCCCGCCCCGUCCCGGUCCCCGUCCCCGUCCCCGUCCUCUCCCCAUCCCCAUCCCCAUCCCCGUCUCCGUCCUCUCCCCGUCCCCGUCCCCGUCCUCUCCCCGUCCCUGUCCCCGUCCCCGUCCUCUCCCCGUCCCCGUCCUCUCCCCGUCCCCAUCCUCUCCCCGUCCCCGUCCCGUCCCGCC
This is a messenger RNA of Oncorhynchus keta (chum salmon), 2312 nucleotides long. Its product is annotated as gap junction delta-2 protein-like. The record is from RefSeq and is a predicted model, not a curated record. Gene Ontology annotation, cellular component: connexin complex. Gene Ontology annotation, biological process: cell communication. The transcript has 2 exons. NCBI's taxonomy places the organism in Eukaryota, Metazoa, Chordata, Actinopteri, Salmoniformes, Salmonidae. Bases 323 to 1255 code for a protein of 310 amino acids.